Messenger RNA from Capsella rubella, 1813 nucleotides. RefSeq lists its product as uncharacterized. Lineage: Eukaryota; Viridiplantae; Streptophyta; Magnoliopsida; Brassicales; Brassicaceae. The coding region runs from base 358 to 1470 and encodes 370 amino acids. The transcript has a single exon. The record is from RefSeq and is a predicted model, not a curated record.
CUUGAACUACCCCUUUCAUAACUGUACUUCGUUCAGUGCUUUAUAUAUCUUAUCCGUUUCUUCAUUCCCCUUGCUCCCUUAUUCUCCCGAAAACUCAAACUCACAGAAGCUCAAAAGACUUCUUUCGUUUUAUUCAUCUUCUUCUUUCUGUCUCCGACGCUUUCUUUCUCAGUUUUCUCGGGAAAAUGAUGAGAAACAGAGUAUGAUCCUUCUUUUUCGUCACCUCAUCUGAUAGAUUCUUUGAUAAUGAGUCUGGCUUGUGUUUGUUGCAUCCUUCUCUGCCUCUACAUCAUCUACCUCAUUGUUACCUUGAUCGACUUCUUCUUUAUCACCAAAUCCCAUGUGUUUCGCGCCUAAAUGGAAGAAGAACAUCAAGAUCUCGAUAAACCCAUAUAUGGAGCUCUACGACAUCUCAAGAUUACUCAGUCACGAGAAGAAAAAGAAGAAUCUACGAACCAACAGCGUCACUACAGUCUAAGGGAAAACCCGAAGAAGAAAAUCCAGAAAUCUCCGGAGCCGAUGAAGAAGACUCUGUUUAGAUGCGAAGAAUGUGGAAAAGGGUUCCGGUACGAAAAGUGUUUUUCGAACCAUCUAGCGGUGAUGCAUUCGUCGACGAACCAGAAGGUUUAUGAAGAAUCUAUGAUGAGUCUGUGUUGUAGCUUCAGUCGUGUGAGGAAGAAGAAAAGAUCGAGCCUUAUGAGGUACAAGAAGACUUCACUUUCUGAGUCACGUUCUGUUUUUGUUGCGAAUGAUGACGAGUUAGAAGUGGCGGAUUGUUUGAUUCUACUGUCUAAGAGUAGUCCCAAGGUCUUAUACGGACUUAAACUUGAAUCUGAAGCAGUAGAUGUUACUCCUGAGACACCUAAAGGUAGCUAUGAUUUGGGUUGUUUGCGCAACAAGAAACCGCGAAAAGGUUGUGAAUUUGAAUCUGGGUAUUUCAGUAAUGAACAAAGACUUAUGGAAGAAGGGCUUAGUAGUUAUGAAACACUGAAAGAACCAGGUAGCUUCUUGAGUGACGAUAAUAGAUUGGAUCAGCAGAAGGAGAGAAAGGUGCAAAGACAUCUAGAAGAAGAGGUUACUCCUCCUGUGAGAUUCAAAGGACCUAUGAGUUUUUUGGGAGAGAAGCAUGAACUGGAUAAGCUGAAACAUUGCAAAGCCAGUGACUUUGAAUCUGGUCUUUACAGAACUGAGCUUGGAGUAAGGGGUAUGGAGUGUACUGAGAUGAUAGCUGAACCUGAAAAGAAGAACGUUGAGCAUCAAUGCAGGUUGUGCAACAAAGUAUUCUCGUCUUAUCAAGCACUAGGAGGUCAUCAGACGUUUCAUCGGAUGAACACAAGUAAGAACAAGAAGGAUUGCAGAGAGGAAUCAGUAGAACCUGAGGAUGAAUCUGUGAGAUGCUCAACGACGAAGAGAAGAAGACAGGCAAGUGCAGCAUCCUUUCAAGGAGUUCCAGCUCGGUUCAUGCUUUAAGUGGUCGCAUGGCAAGAGAAAACACUCGAAAAACAGAGGAAUUCCUUCCUGUUAGUGAUGUUGGAGUCAAGUUUAACUGAAACUCUGUUUUUCUCGAAUAGGAGCUGAUAGUCAAAUUUGAGACUUUUCUUGCUCUGUUGUUUUAGAUGAGAGGAAAAAAAAUCCAUUGUACUUGGAGCUUUAACAAUUUCAUGAGAAACUUGGUGGAGAGAAAACAGAUUGGGAUGUUUCUUGUAGCUGUUCUGAAUCGAAAUAGUAGAUAGUUAAGUUUGAGACUUUUUUGCUCUGUUUCGUUUGUAGCACUUGUUUCCUUGAAAUGAAACUCGGGGUUUUGAUUCCGGUC